AUGGAGCCCUCACCCUGCGGGAGCCGAGGCUGCAGCGGGGGACCCCGCCUGGCCCCGGGGCUGGUGGUGGCGGCCCCUCCGCCGCCGCCGGGGAUCCCGCUUCCCCCAACUUUCCUGCGGCCGCCCAGCCUGCUCCUGCAGGCGGCAGCCGCGGGGAGCGGGGGCCCCCGGCCGGCGCCCGGGCUGGUGGGCGCGCUGGGCGGCGGCUUCCCGCGGACCCCCAAGUGCGCGCGCUGCCGCAACCACGGCGUGGUGUCCGCGCUCAAGGGCCACAAGCGCCUGUGCCGCUGGCGGGCCUGCGCCUGUGCCAAGUGCGCCCUGAUCGCCGAGCGCCAGCGCGUCAUGGCCGCGCAGGUGGCGCUGCGCCGGCAGCAGGCGCAGGAGGAGAGCGAGGCCGGGGCGCUGCGGAGGCUCCUGUACGCGGGACCCUCCGAACCCUCCGGACCCUCCGGACCCUCACCCUCGGAGGGUCCCGGGGGUCGGACCUCGGGAGGCAGCGGCGGAACCCAGACCCCCCUGGAGGCGGGCGUCCCUGCGGAGGAGGUGACCGCGCUGGGACUGGAGACCUGGAGACGGGCCGGCGGGCUGGCCACCCCUGCUUCCAAGGCUUUCCAGCCAGAGGACGCGGAGGGAAAGCAAGAACACAAAGAGAGUAAAUGUGACUCAUACGAGAGUGGACAAAAAGAACCGGUCUCCAAACCUCAUCAACUCACCCUGGGGUCAUCUCCUAAGCCUGUUGGUGUCACUGGAAAACACAAUCUUAGGUCAUCUGUUUCAGAAAACUCAAACAAGGGUGAUGGCCUUGUGUCUCCUCACCCUGGGGAGCAAUCAGGAGGUGAAGAGAGUCCCAGGUCUCUAUCAUCCUCUGACCUGGAAUCAGGAAAUGAAAGCGAGUGGGCUAGGAACUUCACUGCUCCCAGGUCCAGACUUCACACAGUGUCUUCAAGACCAAGAGAUCCUCUUGAUAUCCUCACCAAGAUCUUCCCAAGUUACAGGCGCGGCCGGCUGGAAGGCAUUCUGCAGUUCUGCAAAGGGGAUGUGGUCAAAGCCAUCGAACAGGUCCUAAAUGGGAAAGAGUACCAGCCAGACAGCAGGGACCUAGCAAGCUCAGGAGGCUUGGGAAAUACAGCUUUCCAGAGAGCUUCAAACUUCAGUUUCGCUGGAAUUGGUUUUGGAACGCUAGGAAAUAAAUCAGCUUUUUCUCCUCUUCAAACCAGUUCUGCUUCUUACGGACUUGAUUCAAGUCUCUACAGCUUAAGUCCUAGACUAGGUAUCAGUCCCUUACGGCUGGCGUAUUCCUCUCCGGGAAGAGGGCUACCUGGUUUCAUGUCUCCGUACCUAACUCCUGGGCUGGUACCAGCAUUGCCUUUUCACCCAGCUUUGGAUUAUGCCUUUUCGGGGAUGAUUAGGGAUUCCUCCCACCAUCCCAGUAAAGACAAUAUAACUGGCAACAGACUGUAUUCCAGACUGACUCGGGACAAUCUGUAA
Messenger RNA from Pipistrellus nathusii (Nathusius's pipistrelle), 1488 nucleotides. NCBI's taxonomy places the organism in Eukaryota, Metazoa, Chordata, Mammalia, Chiroptera, Vespertilionidae. The record is from the annotation of a GenBank genome assembly.